ACUGCCGAACUCUCUGAUUGACAAGCUCAGCGUCUUAGCCACUGAGCCACCCCGUCCCUCUAAGUCAUGAUUAAAAUGAGCUCUUUGUAUGAAUUAUAAAUCCUGUUUCAUCUAGAAGAGUGUGUUCUUGUUUCUGCUUCAAUUUGGAUGCUUUUAUGAAUUAUUUUCCAGGCAAGAUGUAGAGGAAACAAUGCAGGAUGGCAUUAGAAGCCAUGUGGAAAGAAAACUGGUGGCAGAAGGAAGACAAGCGAAGUAGCUCCAUUGGAAGGCUUCUGACUGGACCAAAUCCAGAAGAAUCUGAGAAGGAAUCAGAGCAAGUCCAGGUAUUUUUCUCCAACUUGGAAAAGAAUGCAGGAGAAUCAAAGAAGAUGCAGCCGCCUGAGAAAACUCAUCAAGAAGGAAACAGAAAGACCACCGUUUCCGGUAUUGGACGAGGGAAGGCAGCCCUGGGAAGAAGUAUUGCGUUGAAGAGUUUGGGCCAUUUGGAACUCCAUAAAGCUUUACAGGAGAAAGCCCAAAUUAAUUGUUUUCGAUUUCAUGAAAAGGAAGAGACACCUGGACAUCCGGCAGAGAGGCAAAACUGAUUUGGACUGCAAUCUAGACCUGGUAGGAAAGCAAUCCCUAUUUUGGGAGGAAGGAGACAGUGGUUUGGAUGAAAAUGCCAUUCAGCAGGGGAUUAAGCAGAUGUUUGAUCUCCUUGAGAAUCCCAGGCGGCCAGCGGUGCCACAGCCCUACAGAUGCUCCUAUUGUGGGAAAAACACUAGCUGCAGAUCGCAGCUGAUUAUGCAUAAGAGGAUCCACACUGGAGAAAAACCGUACAGGUGCUUUGAAUGUGGUAAAAGCUUUGGUCGAAACAGCUCCCUGGUGGUUCACCGAAGGACCCACACGGGAAAAAAGCCGUACGAAUGCUCCGAGUGUGGGAAGGUCUUUCGCUGCAGCUCCAACCUUUUUAUCCACAAAAGGACCCACACUGGAGAGAAACCUUAUCAGUGCUGUCGGUGCGGCAAAAGAUUUAGCGAGCACACCACCCUUGUGAUUCACAAGAGGACUCACACAGGAGAGAAACCGUUUGAAUGUCCGGAAUGCAGGAAAAGCUUCAAUACUAGUUCAAAUCUUACGAGUCAUGUGAAGUUACACACGGGAGAGGAACCCCACAAAUGUUUGCAGUGUGGGAAAAGUUUCAGUCGGAAUUCCAACCUGGUGAUACAUCAGAGGACUCAUACAGGAGAGAAACCGUACGAGUGUCCCGAUUGUGGGAAAGGUUUCACAACUAGCUCAAAUCUAAUAAGUCAUGUCAGUUUACACACGGGUGAGAAGCCGUUCAGAUGCCCAAACUGUAGUCAGUGUUUCAGCCACUACUCCACUCUUAUUAAACACAAGAGGACUCAUACAGGAGAAAAGACUAUCAGCAUUCUGAUUGCAAGACAAACUUGAUGAUCCCUCUGGGGAACUUCCAAGAGUUCACCAGGAUGCAAACCAUUGUUUGUUUCCAGCUUGCCGGGUUAUUUUCAGCCAAAGAAGCAACUUUAUUGACCACGAGAGACACAACCAGAAGAAAUGCCCAGUGCACAAGAAGAGGAUUUGCUUGCAAAAAUCAAUGAAUCAAUAAAU
Thamnophis sirtalis is the source of this 1611-nucleotide messenger RNA. The record is from RefSeq and is a predicted model, not a curated record. Lineage: Eukaryota; Metazoa; Chordata; Lepidosauria; Squamata; Natricidae.